AAGAAUUCAACCAUCGUAGCUAAAAAAAAUAUGCAAAUCAUGGUAAGAAAUGUGGAUGAAAUAGACUUAAAUUUAAAAAAAAAAACAAAAAAACCUAAUGGUUACCAAACGAGGCUUAAAAGUACACAAACUAAAAUGAACCAAGUUCAAUUGGCAUAGAAAAUGUAAUAAUCAUGAGAUUUAGUUCGAAUCUCCUUAAAAAAAAAAAAAAAAAAAAAUCCCACCCAUACAAGCAUGAUAAAAAUGUCAAGUAUGAUUAUCUACUCUAAAAUUGAAUAUCAAUUCCCUUAUCCCAUAUUUGUUGAAGAAGCCUACCCCAAGAUUAUAAUUUAACCAUAAAUAAUGAAUGGGAGAGUUCAGUUUUGCAUUUUGCAAACAAGAAAAGUACACACAGUUGGAUCAUUUUCUUGUAGUUAUAGCCAAUCAAGCAGCACACAACUAACUCAAUUUAGUUUUGAGUAAUAGAUUAUUACAUACUAAAUAAAGAGAAAAUUUGGGUAGAAAACUAAGGAUUUUAAUAAUUAAUGUGUGUUAAUCUAUCUCAAGUUGAUUUGCUUUUAUAAAACUAGUGUUGUGUCAAAUGGUUUUUAGUUAUGAAAGUAACCAAAAACAGUUUAGUUUCUGAAAACUGUCCACCUCCCAAAGUCCCAAAACACCCACCAAUUUGAACCUUCUUUCAACAGAAAAAUGAAAAGAAAAAUUCUCUCACCAUUGCCAACUUGGUUUUUCCUCUCCCCUGCAACUGUAACUUAAACUUCAAUCAUGUCUUCUUAUUCUUCUUCUUCCUCUACUUUAAUCCCACUUCCCCUCCUAUCCAUUUCCCCUUCACAUCUACCAUGGAAGACGAAGCUUCCUCUACCUUCCUUUCCCAUAUCAAGACUCCUAUCCUAACAGAUGAAGUUUCAGAUUCUAAUUUCACAUAUGAUGCCAUACCUGAUGCCAAGCGGCCGAGACUGGAUAACCAUCUUAAUGAUGUUGUUGCCGUCGGGAAAUUCAAAGGCGUUGUGCCGCAACAGAAUGGCCGUUGGGGAGCGCAGAUCUACGCGAAUCACCAGAGGAUCUGGCUUGGUACCUUCAAAACAGAGAAAGACGCUGCUAUGGCUUAUGAUAGCGCCGCUAUCAAGCUUCGCACCAGAGAUUCUCACCGGAAUUUCCCCUGGACUCGCCGAACAAUCGAGGAACCUAAUUUUCAAAUCAAAUUCUCCACAGAUGCUGUUCUCAGUAUGAUCAAAGACGGAUCAUAUUACUCGAAAUUUUCCGCUUAUUUACGAACGCGAUCUCAAAUUCACGACUCGAAUUUACAGAAUCCUCAAAAUUUUGACAAUGGCGAUGGCGAUAGUCUUUUCUCUUGUAGUCAUCUGUUCCAGAAGGAAUUAACACCGAGCGAUGUCGGCAAGUUGAAUCGACUCGUAAUCCCUAAAAAAUACGCAGUGAAACAUUUUCCAUACAUCAGCGAAGGCGCAGAGGAAAACGGCGACGACAUCGAAAUCGUGUUCUACGAUACGUCGAUGAAGACGUGGAAGUUCCGAUACUGUUAUUGGAGGAGCAGCCAGAGUUUCGUAUUUACCAGAGGCUGGAAUCGCUUCGUGAAGGAGAAGAAACUGAAGGCGAACGACAUUAUCACGUUUUACACAUACGAGAGCUGCGGAAGAGACGAAAAUGGCGGAACAUUGAACUUCAUAGACGUAAUCUAUAAAACAUUGGAGGAUGAUCAUGAUCAGAGCGAAAAUAGUUGCUUAGCGGCGGAGAAAGUGAGUGUUAAGAAUGAGAAAUUAUUGCAGAGUGAAUUAAGGCAAAACCAGGAUUGUGAGAAGAAGAUGAACAAGGAGGAGAUUUUAAGCAUCGAAUUGAACCCUAAUGAUAAAAAUGUGGGGGCAAAGCGAAUUAGGCUAUUUGGAGUGCAUAUUGAUUGAAUGAAAUUAGAGUUUUAAAG
Benincasa hispida (wax gourd) is the source of this 1933-nucleotide messenger RNA. The record is from RefSeq and is a predicted model, not a curated record. NCBI's taxonomy places the organism in Eukaryota, Viridiplantae, Streptophyta, Magnoliopsida, Cucurbitales, Cucurbitaceae.